Molecule: messenger RNA, 1858 nt
Organism: Strongylocentrotus purpuratus (purple sea urchin)
Lineage: Eukaryota; Metazoa; Echinodermata; Echinoidea; Camarodonta; Strongylocentrotidae
Gene: nsrp1
Product: nuclear speckle splicing regulatory protein 1
Exons: 6
Coding region: 88-1578 (496 amino acids)
Biological process (GO): regulation of alternative mRNA splicing, via spliceosome
Source: RefSeq, a predicted model, not a curated record
AGCUCCAUCAGCCUCCAGGCCAUGGCCUGGCGAUUCGAGAAGUGCAACUUACGUUUUAAUACAUGAACUGAGAUUUUGAAACCAAAAAUGGCUUUUCCCGGGAAAGUGGGCAAACAGUAUGGGCUUAUCACCAAAGGCAAGAAAUCAUCUGCUCCUGUUCUUCAAAAACCUUCCAUUUUCAAUGAGUCAAGUGACGAGGAAGAGAAUGUCACUACACUGGAGAUGGCGAAGAAGAGACAAGCUGCCAUGCAAACCAAAAUAAAGAAACAAACGCAGCUGGAGAUCCAGAGGGCUCUCGAGGCUGACCCCACCGUGUAUGAAUAUGACAGCAUCUAUGAUGAUAUGGAGCGUAAGAAAGAAGAGAAGCUGAUAGCGAUCAAGAAACAAAAAGAAGGAAACAAGCCUAAAUACAUUGAAAAUCUCUUGAAGUCUGCCGAGCUGAGGAAGAAAGAACAGGAAAAACGCAAGGAACGAAAGAUACAGAAAGAGAGGGAGAAGGAAGGAGAGAUGUACGGAGACAAGGAGGCCUUUGUAACGUCAGCUUACAAGAAAAAGAUGCAGGAACUAGCUGAGGAGGAGGAAAGGGAGAAGAGGGAAGCAGAAGAAGAAGCUGCCAAUGAUGUGACGAAGCAGAGUGAUCUAUCUGUUUUCUAUCGACACAUCCUAUCUCAGACCACGGGAGAUGUGCAGGUCAAGCAGGAGAAGACAUCCGAUGAUGAAGAGAGCAAGAAGAAAGUCAAAGAGGAGGUACUGGAGAAGAAGACUAUCAAAACAGAGAGACAUUCUGGUCUCAAUUUCAAUGAAAGAGACAAACCAGACUCAUCAAGACACAGAAGUGACAGAGACCAAAAUAAAAGGAGAGAAUCAGGCAGCGAGGACGAUGAUAACAGACGGAGCAGGGAUUACCAUAGAAGAGACGGAAAGGAAUCUGGACACAGGCACGACAAGAACGAUAGAAGAAGCGAGAAAUAUAGAGAGAAAAAGGAUGAGCCUCAUAGCAGCAGUCGUCAUCGGGAUGAUAGCAGAAGUCAUCAUCGGGAUGAUAGCAGAAGUCAUCUUGACGAUGGCAGAAGGCAUGACAACCGCCACAGGAGCAGAGACGAUGUAAGAGAUAAGGAUAGGCAUAGAAAUGAAGGCAGUGAUUCACGUGAUGACCGGCGUGAGAGGAGAGUUGACACAAGAAAGGACAGAGAAACCUCAAGUGGAAGAACUGAGAGCAAAGAAAAGGAAGACACAGUCAGAGAUGGCAAGGGCAAUGAGAAAGCAGAGUCCCUUCCGGAAAGUAGUCGACCGGAAGAGAGAGUGGAACCCGUUGCCAAUCCAGACGCUGAUAGCGAUUUUGAGAUAGACUCCGAGGAUAGUGAUGUUGAGGAGGAGAAAGUCAAACCAGCUUUGGAUAAAUCAGAAGUGAUUUCCACAUCAGACACGAAGAAGAGGAAAGAAAAAGAAGAGGUGGCAAAGUCUAAGUUUGUGAAGAGGACUGGUAGUGAGACAGUCAUGUCAGCUAGAGAUAGAUAUCUGGCUAGGAAAGCAGCUAGGGACACAACUAAAACCCAUGUCAGUCGUGAGGAUAAUUGACAUGAAGGAGAUGUCAACAAACUGGGAGUCUACAGAUUAUUAAAUCAGGAUUAUAAAAGUCAAUCUAUCAAGAACUUUUUUCAGUUUCAUAUGUAAGAGAAGGACUAAUCAUUUUCAUACUUGGUGACAUUGUAAAAUUGACAUAUUGGCAAUAUAUAAACUGAUUCUGAAAUUUACAUCACAGCCAACUGUUAUCAAAAGGCAAUGUCAAUUUGACAAACACUUCAUGUCAUUUCAAUUUGUGGAGGAAUAAAAAUAUAGGUAAUUUGAGGUAAAAAAA